Molecule: messenger RNA, 1925 nt
Organism: Dermacentor silvarum
Lineage: Eukaryota; Metazoa; Arthropoda; Arachnida; Ixodida; Ixodidae
Product: beta-alanine transporter
Exons: 2
Coding region: 63-1898 (611 amino acids)
Biological process (GO): transmembrane transport
Cellular component (GO): membrane
Molecular function (GO): transmembrane transporter activity
Source: RefSeq, a predicted model, not a curated record
UUCUCGGAAGGUGCCCGACGACCUGCUCUAGACGACGUCUAGUGAAACCUAGAGGAAACCAAAUGUCGGUCAGUCCGGACAUCACCAGCAGUCGAGCGCCGUCGCCAAAGACGUCACCGCCACGGUCUGGAUGGGCGACCCCUGGAAGCGUGGCAUCUCCGCCGACCCCGUCGUCCACGCCAACCCCAAAGACUCUCAUGUCUGGCUUCGUCGUCCAUGACAACUGGGCUGCCGUCCAGGAGAGCAUCUACAUCGUGUUGGGUCACGGGCCGUACCAACGCCGAGUCCUGCUGUGCAGCGUCCUGUCGGUGAUCAUGGCGCUCUUGCACGCGCUGUCGGACCGGCUCACCAGUCGGCCCGUGGACCACUGGUGCCGACCGCCGGACGCCCUAGGCGAGCUGUCUGCCGACGUGUGGAAGAACAUCUCCAUCCCCGUCGAGUCUGACGGCUCGUUCAGCAAGUGCACCGUGUACGAGACGGCCGUUGCGGACAAUCCGGCGGCCAACAGGUCGGCGGCGCCUUGCCAUGGAUGGGACUACGACAUCGCGAACCGAGGCGACAGCAUCAUCAGCAGGUUCGGCCUCGUGUGUGGCCGCCAGUACUUGCUGAACUUUCGCAUCGGCGUCUUCUUCACUAUUGCCGGCCUCGUGUCACCGCUGCUAGGGUUGGCGUCCGACCGAGUUGGCCGCAAGCCUGUCACUAUGGUCUCCGUGAUGGUUCUGCUGGCUGCAACCGUUGGCAACAGCGUCGCCGGCACUUUCGCCUUCUACGUCUCCACUAGGACGGUGGCCUUGACAACCGUCAACGUCGUUUUCAUGCUCACCUUCAUCCUGCUCUACGAGGUGACAGGAAACGACUGGCGGCUGCUGUUCACCCUCCUGGACACGGCCGUCGGGCUCACCGUCGUGCCUUCAUUCGUCGACGUUCUCAGCCUACUGGAACCACGCUGGGUGCUGGUGCACGUAGUCGUCAUUGUGCCCACGGCCAUUCUGGCGGUCUGGUGCUGCCUGCUGCGAGAGUCGCCCGCCUGGCUACUGGCCACCUGGAACCUGCAGCGUGCCCAGGAGGGUGCCCUGGAGGCAGCCAGCGUCAAUGGCCUAGACAACGCCAAGGCGGCGGCUACCUUCCGCGCAAUUCUCGUCCAAAUGGUGAAGCUCGACCGGAGCCCGCACUCGACAACUGGGCUCGUCGUGACCGAGGGCCGCGUGCAGUCCGUGAGGAUGCAUCGCCGGGCAGCGUCAGUGUUCCUGACCAGGCUGACGCUCAGUGCCGUCUACUUCCCCCUGGUGGCAACGGGACGGGCCCCCGGCUACUACUGGGCGGCAGUGCACGCUCUACUGCUGGCGGCGUCCUACGUGGCUGUCGCCUGGGCCGUGCUCAAGCGCGGACUCCGGGACACGCUGAUCGUGCUGCUGGUCGUCGUGGGCGCCUUCUCAGCCAUCCAGACGCUGCUGAUGUCCGUCGGCGUUCUCCAGCUGGCCGUUCCUGUCGUGCAUACCGCACUCAAGGUCGCGCUCUCGGGCUCCAUGAGUGUUGUCCUGUGCUACUCUGCUGAAGUGUUUCCCACCAGGAUCCGCUGUGCUGGCGUUAGUGCCUCAAUAUUCUUCGGUUCCGCCGGUUCACUCCUGGGUUUCCUAGUAUACGCCCUGAACGGCCACAAAGCAGGCGUCUACUUCCACGCGAUCGCGGCCAUCAUGACCACCCUGAGCGUCUUUGCGGUGCAAUGGCUUCCCGAGGUCCUCGUCGAGACGCAUAAAGCGAAGUGUCGGUCGGCGCCUGUGAGCGCCCAAGAGCGCAAGGAGGCCCUCAAGCAGUCGCUGGCGCUACCUGGCGACGGUGGGAAGAGGAGAAGAUGGCACAGGGGAAAGGUGAAGACGCCGCCCAAGUCGCCAGCCUAAGAGUGGUAACACUUCGAGUACGCGCGA